Molecule: messenger RNA, 2872 nt
Organism: Otolemur garnettii (small-eared galago)
Lineage: Eukaryota; Metazoa; Chordata; Mammalia; Primates; Galagidae
Gene: NCSTN
Product: nicastrin
Exons: 17
Coding region: 90-2219 (709 amino acids)
Biological process (GO): Notch receptor processing; protein processing
Cellular component (GO): membrane
Source: RefSeq, a predicted model, not a curated record
CGGGCCACAGAGACUGCGUCGGUUGCAGCCUAGAGAGGUCGCUAUCCGACGGGAGGAAAACCGAGGCUUCCGCUCAGCUGAGAGGCAAGAUGGCCACGGCUGGGGGCGGCUCUGGGGCUGACCCGGGAAGUCGGGGUCUUCUUCGCUUGUUUUUCUGCGUCCUACUGGCAGGUUUGUGCAGGGGAAACUCAGUGGAAAGGAAGAUCUAUAUCCCCUUAAAUAAAACGGCUCCCUGUGUUCGUCUGCUCAAUGCUACCCAUCAGAUUGGCUGCCAGUCUUCAAUUAGCGGAGACACAGGGGUCAUCCAUGUAGUGGAGAAAGAAGAGGACCUGCAGUGGGUAUUGACUGAUGGCCCCAACCCUCCUUACAUGGUUCUGCUGGAGGGCAAUCUCUUUACUGGGGAUUUAAUGGAGAAGCUGAAGGGGAGGACCAGCCGAAUUGCUGGUCUGGCAGUGUCCCUGUCCAAGCCCAGUCCUGCCUCAGGCUUCUCUCCUAGUGUGCAGUGCCCAAAUGAUGGGUUUGGUGUUUACUCCAACUCCAAUGGGUCAGAGUUUGCUCACUGCAGAGAAAUACAGUGGAACUCCCUGGGCAAUGGCUUGGCUUAUGAAGACUUUAGUUUCCCCAUCUUCCUUCUUGAAGAUGAAAAUGAAACCAGGGUUAUCAAGCAGUGCUACCAGGAUCACAACCUGAGUCAGAAUGGCUCUGCACCGAACUUCCCGCUAUGCGCCAUGCAGCUCUUCUCACACAUGCAUGCUGUGGUCAGCACCGCCACCUGCAUGCGCCGCAGCUCCAUCCAGAGCACCUUCAGCAUCAACCCAGAAAUCGUCUGUGACCCCCUGUCUGACUACAAUGUAUGGAGCAUGCUAAAGCCUAUAAAUACAACUGGGACAUUAAAACCUGAUGACAGGGUUGUAGUUGCUGCCACCCGGCUGGACAGUCGUUCCUUUUUCUGGAAUGUGGCUCCAGGCGCUGAAAGUGCUGUUGCCUCCUUCGUCACCCAGUUAGCUGCAGCUGAAGCUUUGCAAAAGGCACCUGAUGCGACCACCCUGCCCCGCAAUGUCAUGUUUGUCUUCUUCCAAGGGGAAACUUUUGAUUACAUUGGCAGCUCAAGAAUGGUCUACGACAUGGAGAAAGGCAAGUUUCCUGUGCAUUUAGAGAACAUUGACUCAUUCGUGGAGCUGGGACAGGUGGCCUUAAGAACUUCACUAGAGCUUUGGAUGCACACAGAUCCCAUGUCUCAGAAAAAUAAGACUGUGCAGAGCCAGGUGGAGGAGCUCCUGGCCACACUGGAGCAGAGUGGUGCUGGCGUCCCUGCUGUCAUCCUCAGGAGACCUAGUCAGUCCCAGCCUCUCCCACCAUCUUCUCUGCAGCGAUUUCUUCGACGAGCUCGAAACAUCUCUGGUGUUGUUCUGGCUGACCACUCUACUAACUUCCACAACAAGUAUUAUCAGAGCAUUUAUGACACUGCUGAGAACAUCAACGUGCACUAUCCUGAAUGGCUGAGCCCUGAAGAGGACCUGAACUUUGUGACCGACACUGCCAAGGCUUUGGCAGAUGUGGCCACAGUGCUAGGACGUGCACUCUACAAGCUCGCGGGAGGAAUCAACUUCACUGACACAGUUCAGGCUGAUCCCUAUACGGUUACCCGUCUGCUCUAUGGCUUUCUGGUUAGAGCCAACAACUCAUGGUUCCAGUCUAUCCUCAGGCAGGACCUAAGGUCCUACUUGGGUGAUGGGCCUCUUCAACAUUACAUUGCUGUCUCCAGCCCCACCAAUACCACUUAUGUCGUACAGUAUGCCUUGGCAAAUUUGACUGGCAAGGUGAUCAACCUUACCCAAGAGCAGUGCCAGGAUCCAAGUACAGUCCCGACUGAACACAAGGAUUUUUAUGAAUACUCGUGGGUUCAGGGCCCUUUGAGUUCCAACAAGACGGACCGGCUCCCCCGGUGUGUGCGUUCCACUGCACGAUUGGCCAGGGCCUUGUCCCCUGCCUUUGAGUUGAGUCAGUGGAGCUCUACUGAAUACUCUACAUGGACCGAGAGCCGCUGGAAAGACAUCCGUGCCCGGAUAUUUCUAAUCGCCAGUAAAGAGCUUGAGUUCAUCACCCUGAUGGUGGGCUUCGGCAUCCUCGUCUUCUCUCUCAUCGUCACGUACUGCAUCAACGCCAAAGCCGACAUCCUUUUCAUUACUCCCCGAGAGCCCAGCGCUGUGUCUUAUUGAGGAGGACCCCAGGUUUUCCUGCCAGUUCUGCCAUCUACUUUCUAAGUCACUUGUCCCACUGGGACACAAACCACUAGUUUGUCACUGGAACUCUCUGGGUCUGUCUCAGACUGGGAUUAACAUAAAGUAGUAAAAUUAUCCAGAAGAGACAGAGAGAGAGAAAUAAAUUGCCCCCCCUUCUCCAUUUCCUCCAACUUCCUUACCCUUGCCAGAUUCUGGGAUUACAAAUGGAAGCUUUCUGCUCCUGUUUAACACCCUAAUUACCCACCCUAAUUUGUCCUUCUUCAGGUCCCUCUCCCACUUUUGCCACCGUUUACCUCCCUCUGCUCCUCACCCCCUGACACAACCACCUUCCUGACCAGGAAAAAGGACAUGAAGGGUUGAAUGUCGGGAUCAAAUUACACUGAGCCCCUGAGGAGGAGGACAGGGGGACCUCUGGGCUGACCUGCUGUCUCCUCCCAUCCUUUCUCCAGGUCCACGGAUGGCACAUUAGGGUGGGCAUGCUGCCUGGUGGGUAUCCCACCUCCAGCCCACAGUACUGAGUUGUACUUUUUAUUAAGCUGUAAUAUCUAUUUUUGUUUUGUUUUUUUUUCCUUUUUUUUUUUUUUGUAAAUAUAUACAUAGCAAGUUUCAUUAAAAUAGAUUAUCCCACA